ACGACUUUCUUCCAAGCGGAAUUCAGGGAGAAUAUAUUGAUCUGAUCAAAGCAUAAAGGUGGAGAAAUAUUUUAACAAUAUAUAAUGAAGAAGAUGAGCAGAUUAUUAAUUUUAAUUAAUAUUAAACAAGGUGAAGCAAGGCUCAUAUAAUCUCACGGAAAGGUUAAAAGCGUAAAUCCACUACCCGGUGGAUAUAACAUAACAAAACCUCUUUUAAGUAGAAAAGUAUCUAAGAAAUUUUUCGUGAAGAUAUGAUGGACAGCAAUCACUGCAUGCACUUUGUUGAGCGCAAGAAGCGAUUCUGCCGCAUGACAGUGCAAAAAGGUCAUCGAUACUGUGGCGAGCAUCAACUGUGGGACAUCGCUGGCUGCGAUACCAGGAAUGAGAGAGUGCCAUGUCCGUUGGAUCCAACACACACAUGCUACAGAUCCAAACUGACGAAGCACUUGGGCGUGUGCAACGUCAAGCGAAGGCUGGACGCGCAGCCGACGUUUGUGGUUGAAGGAACAAACUUGGAUGAUGAGACUAUCGUGACGCCGCCGCGCGUACCACUGUCGCAGCUCAACGAAUCCGUCGUAAGAAUGGUGAUAAGGAAGAUUCAUGCUGCCUAUGAUGAGCUACCAGAAUUUUUCCAAACGAUUCUAAGGCAUAACGUGCUAGAAGACAAAUUAAAUGAUGAAACCAGCGGCAGUAAAGUUAGAAAGCAUUUGCUCCAAAAUGCAUCUCUGCUCGGGCAUCUGGAACAAGCUGGUCUUGUGCAAGACGACACUUGUUUUAUCGAAUUUGGAGCUGGAAAAGCUCAGUUAACAUAUUGGUUGGGGCAGAUUAUAAAGGAUAAGUCAAACUCUUGUAUAUUACUAGUCGAUCGUUCUAGUCAUCGGCACAAAAGCGACAAUAAGCUUAAGAGAGAGGAAAGUCGCCUCGCAGUGAAAAGGAUACGCGCCGACAUUGCUGAUCUGCAGCUGAAUCAAAUCUCGGAGAUCCAGCCGAUCAAAUACAAGGUCGGCAUAGCAAAGCAUCUCUGCGGAACAGCCACUGACUUGGCAAUACGUUGUUUAGUAAAGUCGAUGAACAGCGAACCCAAGGUCGAUGUACGCGGUCUAAUCGUCGCGUUUUGUUGUCAUCAUAAAUGCGAGUACUCGUCAUACGUGGGCAGGAAGUACUUGCAACAAUGUGGCUUCACUACGGACGAGUUUCCUGUUCUAUGCAGCAUAGUCAGUUGGGCGACUUGUGGCUGUCGUUUAAAGAGCGACGUUAACUCGCCAAGUGACGCAACAUCAGACACUGCUAGCAGAAUUUCCUCGAAAUCAGACGAACGUGAAGCUAUCGGGCGCAAAGCUAAAACACUGCUGAAUUGGGGUCGUUUGGUUUUUUUGAAGAGCGUUGGAUUUCAGGCUGAGCUGCUUUACUAUAUUUCCACCGAUAUUUCGUUAGAAAAUAUGUGCAUUGUGGCUACUCGAGAACGUUCGUCGUAAUUGAAAUAUGUUGAAUUUAUCAACUUGUACGUUGUCUUAAAAAUUAUUCUCAUUUUUUAUAAUAAAUUACUUAUUUACGUAAAUUUAUAUUUCAAUCAAAAUAUCAACAUGAGGUUGGCUGUUACCGUCCGUUGAUUUCCGCUUUUACUUAUCAUCCUAGUCGGUAUAGUUAAUUUUUUGAUUUAUCAAUCUCGAACUUACCGACUUAAUUGAAUGUGAGUUGAAGUAGUACGCAAGUCACAAAUAAUCUCCCCCACUGAACAAAAUGCCCCGCCCAAUACGAGUGAUCUAACAUCGUUCAAACAUUCCAUCGUACGUUCGAGGUUCGAUGUGAAGUGUGGAGUUGGUCCAACCUGCUCCUUUUCUUAUCGUCCAACUUCCAGGAUAGCCCUUUACCACCAAGAGGAAUUGGUAUCGACAGCACGAAGAGAGGAGAAAAAAAAAGAACCGCCAUUGAG
Acromyrmex echinatior (Panamanian leafcutter ant) is the source of this 1933-nucleotide messenger RNA. RefSeq names its product tRNA:m(4)X modification enzyme TRM13 homolog. Gene Ontology annotation, biological process: tRNA methylation. NCBI's taxonomy places the organism in Eukaryota, Metazoa, Arthropoda, Insecta, Hymenoptera, Formicidae. The record is from RefSeq and is a predicted model, not a curated record.